AUGGCCAUCAUCCACCUCGUUCUAGUGGCCUUCAAGCCAGACGCCACUCCCGAGGCCAUUGCAGAUGCCAACGCAGGCCUCCUCGCCCUCAAGGACAACUGUCUCCACGCAAGCACAAAAACCCCCUACAUCAAGUCCGUCACAGGCGGAAUUAACAAUUCUCCCGAAGGCCGCAACAAUGGCUUGACUCAUGGUUUUAGCUUCGAGUUCGGCUCCCUCGAGGACAGGGCAUACUAUCUCAAGGAGGAUCCUGCUCACCAGAGCCUAGUAGCCAAGCUUGUUCCCAUCAUCGAGAAGCUCACUGUCUUUGACUACGAGACUGGUGUGUUCUAG
Trichoderma breve is the source of this 333-nucleotide messenger RNA. RefSeq names its product stress responsive a/B barrel domain-containing protein. The coding region runs from base 1 to 333 and encodes 110 amino acids. The record is from RefSeq and is a predicted model, not a curated record. The transcript is spliced from 3 exons. Lineage: Eukaryota; Fungi; Ascomycota; Sordariomycetes; Hypocreales; Hypocreaceae.